This is a messenger RNA of Auxenochlorella protothecoides, 3468 nucleotides long. RefSeq names its product Abnormal spindle-like microcephaly-associated protein-like protein. Bases 1 to 3468 code for a protein of 1155 amino acids. Gene Ontology annotation, biological process: mitotic cell cycle; spindle organization; establishment of meiotic spindle localization. Gene Ontology annotation, molecular function: protein binding. The record is from RefSeq and is a predicted model, not a curated record. NCBI's taxonomy places the organism in Eukaryota, Viridiplantae, Chlorophyta, Trebouxiophyceae, Chlorellales, Chlorellaceae. Gene Ontology annotation, cellular component: spindle pole. The transcript has 18 exons.
AUGGACCGCCAGGAGGCCACCUUCACUGCCUGGGUGAAUGCCGUGCUGGCGCCCAGCACGGCCGAGCCCAGCAACGCCGCCAUGGCGCGGCUGGCGGCCCGCACCAGAGGCUGGCUGUGGUCCAUGUACCAGGCGGACGCGGGCCUGCAGGACGUCAUGGUCAGGGUGGAGGCCAGGAUCGACACCGGUCAGCUCCGGAUUGGGAGCGAGGCAUUGAGCCUGCGCAACGUCAAGGAGCAGGCUGCGGCGCGACGAGUCCUGCUUUCUUACCACCCCUUCUGGCUCACCGCAGCCCUGGAGGUGGUGGUGGGCAAGUCCGUCGACAGCGUCGCCAAGCCCGGGUGCUCAAAGCUGGAGGCUUUUGUUAGGGAGCACGUACUCUGCGACCCUGGCUGUCAGGAUGCGGCGGCACCCAGGCGAGUCGGCGCCGGCGCGGCACGGAAGGAGGACAACGACCUCCUCGGACGGCUGGCCCUCAAGCGCAUCCUGCUCCUCGUGCUCCUGCUGGACCGCGCGGCGGAGAGGCAGGACCUGGAGCCGGGGUUACCCCUGCUCUUCCUGGUCGAUGCCCCCCAUAAGUCCUCUGCCAGCGUGAGCGUGCUGGGCCGGUGGCUGGGCAGCGAGGGCGACCUGGCGCGGACGCUGGGGCGGUACGGGUACCGCCUGUCCCACGCCCAGCACCCCAAGCGCGAGCUGGACUGGCGCCUGCCCAGCCUGGCGGUGGGCCUGCGCGACGGCCUGCGCCUCUGCCGCCUGGUCGACGCGCUGACGGGGCGCCCGGGCCUGGCGCUGCAGACCGAGAUCGACAGGCUGGCAGCGGGGAGGGGUGAUGGGACGGGCGGGGGCGGGCAGGGUGGCGACCACGCGGCCCGCCUGGCCGGCGUGGUCUUGCCCCCGGCCGUCGAGGCGGACGCCGGGCCCGCAGCAGGCCUCCUCCGCCUCGUGCUCUGCUGGGCGGCGGCGGCCACGGGCUGCGUGCAGGGCGCGGCCGGGAACAUCGCCGCCACGUACGGAGAUGGGCGCCUGCUCUGCCUGCUGGUGCGGCAGUACCUGGGCGAGGCGGUGCUGCCACGGAGCGAGAUUUACGAGGUGCCGCCGGCCCUCCUGGCCUCCACGGGCGCCGAGGAUCCUCAGCAGCAAGCCUGGGCGCUGUCGUGCCGGGAGGAUGCUGCCGCCAGGCAGUACCGCGCCGGGGUGCAGUCCAACUUCGACCGGGUGGCCCUCGCUAUGGAGGCGCUGGGCGGCUCGGGCGCGCUGCUGUCAGGCGAAGACGUGGUGGAGCACGGUGCAGACGACCGCUCCGUCCUGCUGGCGCUGGUGCAGGCGGCGUACCGGCGUCACGUCUUCCUCAGUGGCCUGGAGGCAGCGCGCCGGGACCGGGCGGCGCGCCUGGAAGCCGCAACUCGGCUGCAGGCGCUGUGGCGCGGCAGGGCCGCUCGCCUGGCCCUCCAUGCGACGCGAGCGGCGGCGGUGACGCUGCAGGCCCUCUGGCACGGCCGGCAGGCGCGCAGGCAAGUGCUCGAGGAAAAGCUGCUGCCGCGCCUCCUGGCCGGCGUAGCGGUGCGCAGGGCGGAGCUCGCUGAAGCACGCACGGCGCGGCGCCAAGAGCUCGCCGCCGCCGCGAUGCAGACCGCCUGGCGGGCCAGCCACGGACGCCGCGCUUUCCUCAAGGCGCGGCGCGCGGCGCCAGUGCUCCAGGCGCACGUGCGUGGGUGGCUGGAACGCGCGCGGCUCGCCCGCCGCUGCAGCGCCGCGAUUCUAAUUCAGGCCGCGGCCCGGGGAUGGGCGGUGCGGCGCCAUGAGCAGACCAAAGCCCGUGCGGCUCAGAUCAUCCAGGCGCACUGGCGGCAGCACCGCCUGCAGGCGCGCGAUGCGGAAAACUACCGCCGCCUGAGGGAGGCCGCGGUGCUGCUGCAGCGGCGCUGGCGAGCAGUCAAAGCGGCGCGCCUGGCGGCCGCGCAUGCGGCGGCCACCCGCAUCCAGCGCAUGUGGAGGGGGUCGGUCGGGCGCCGCGCAUUCCUGGCGUGGCGCGGCGCGGCGGAGAUGCUGCAGAGGCACUGGCGCGGGCACCAUGCACGGCGGCGGCUGGCAACGGAGAAGGGCGCGGCACUGGCCGUCCAGGCAGCGUGGCGGGGCCGGCGGGCCUGGCGGGAGCGGGCCAGGCUGCAUGCAGCUGCGCUGGCAGUGCAGCGCGUCUGGAGGGGCCACGCGGCGCGGCGGCAGUUGCGUCUGGACGCGGCCGCGAUCUUCGUGCAGCGGUGGGUUCGCGCCUUCCGCGCGCACCUGGAGGCCGCGCGCGCCGCCUCCGUCGCGGCCAUGAAGGCGCAGAUGGAGGCGCUGGCGCCGCAGGAGGCGGCGGAGCGGGCAAGACGUGCGGCCCGGGAGGCGGCCGCUCGGGCGACCAUCGCGCCAUGGGCGUCCGUCUUCCUCGCCAGGAUUCGGUUCUUGAAGCUCAGGCGGGCCGUCGUACUCGCACAGCGCGCCUGGCGAUCGGAGUAUGCCAGACGCUGCGCUGCAUCCAUCGUAAUCCAGGCCCAGGCCCGAGCCUGGCUGGGCGUGCGCGCGCUGCGGCGGCGCAGGGCGGCAGCUCUGCGCCUCCAGGCUGCGUGGCGGGGUGGGCGGGUGCGCCAGACGCACCCGCAGAAGCGGCGGCUGGCCGAGGCUCGCGGCCGCCUGCGCGUGGCCACCGAGGCGGCGCACCUGCUUCCCCCCAGCCAGCGGACGACCCUGGCGUCCAGGACCGCCACGGCGCUGAGCAGCCUCGCGGCGGUGCCCUUCCCCGAAGUGGCAUGCGGCGCCUGGGAGACCCUGGCCAGGUGCACGGCGGCCUCCAAUGCCUGCGCCCAGACCUGCUACGACGCCGCGCUUCCCAUCGUCAUGGCCGUCCUCCGCUCGGGGACCAAGGCGGGGUCCAAUGUGCAGCCCGAGGCGAUCCGGCACGCGGUAAUGUGCCUGGCUCACAUGGGUCGCAACAGGUCCUGCCUGGAUGCCAUGCUUGCCACCGACGAGGUGCUGCUCCUCCUUGCAGCCCUCCUCCAGAGGAAUCGCGACAAAGAGGAGCUGUUCCUGGCCCUGGUGUCUACCAUCCGUGCCUUCCUCCCCACCCCUGCUCAUGCCCUGAAUGCCUCAAGGCGACCCGCAUUUGUGGCCACCGUCGAGGGGGUGGGGCGCAUGCUCGCCCUCAAGGCCCAGAACCACAUGGCCACCCUGAACAAGCUCGAGAGGGCCAAGGGCUCCGACGUCUCCGCUCGCCAGGCCACCAAGGCCCUGGUCACGGCCAAUCGCCAGCUGCUGGCCCUAAACAGGGUGCUGAGCCUGCUGGGCCUGCCUGCUGCAGGGGCCGGCCCGCAGUCCGCCAACCACCCGCAGGACCCAAUGCAUGGGCCCCCUGCCGGCUCGCCAGGCGUCCUGCAGCGCCUGGGGAAGAACACCAUUGUCAGGGGGGUGCUCCAGGCACUUAACCACUGA